Molecule: messenger RNA, 1161 nt
Organism: Staurois parvus
Lineage: Eukaryota; Metazoa; Chordata; Amphibia; Anura; Ranidae
Source: the annotation of a GenBank genome assembly
AUGGAAGGCCCCAUCUGCCUAAUUGAAAACAAAGAGAAUGGAAAUCUUGUGGUGAAGCCCGAGGCCAUCAAAAUUUUGUCUGGGAUCAGUCAGCCAGUGGUGGUGGUAUCCAUUGUAGGCAUGUAUCGGACAGGGAAAUCCUACUUGAUGAACAAGCUGGCCGGAGCUCAGAAAGGCUUUAACUUAGGUGCCACCAUUCAAGCUGAAACCAAAGGAAUCUGGAUGUGGUGUGUUCCUCACCCCUUAAAAAAGGAUCACACUCUAGUUCUCCUGGACACUGAAGGUCUGGGGGAUGUAAAGAAGGGGGAUAGCAAAAAUGAUACCUGGAUUUUUACCCUCGCUCUCCUGCUAAGCAGUGCCAUGGUGUAUAACAGCAAAGGAACCAUCGACCAGGAUGCCCUAGAUAAAUUAAAAUUUGUAGGGGAACUCUCCGAGAUGAUAAAGGUGAAAUCAAAGGACAAUGAUGACGAGGAGCAGAUCUUUUCAAGACAUUUCCCCAUUUUUAUUUGGGCAGUGAGAGACUUCCAUCUGAGUCUGGAGAUCGAAGGGGGACAGGUGUCAGCAGACGGCUACCUGGAGAACGCUUUAAAGCUUAAAUUGCCUGAAAAGUCACCGAAGAAUAUGACAUAUAAUAGUACGAGAAUUUGUCUCCAAAUGUAUUUUGGAAACCGGAAGUGCUUCGUGUUUGAUUUCCCCACCACCAAUAAAGAUUUUCUUCAGAGACUGGAGGAAGUCCCAGACAGUGACCUCAACAGAAACUUUGUGGAUCAGUGCGUGGAAUUCUGUGAUUACAUCUGGAACAAGGCCGAUACAAAGAGAGUGAAUGAGACAGUCAUGGUGACCGGACACAGGUUGGGUGAGCUGGCUAAAUUUUACACUGAAGCUGUAAGCUCCUCUAAGUUUGCCUGCAUGGAGGACGCCAUGGUUUCUCUGGCUGAGAAGGAGAACAAAGCGGCUGCCAAGGAAGCGACACGGCACUAUGAGGACAAGAUGAAGAAAGUUGGGUUGCCCACAGAAACUCUUGAUGACUUCAUGACUCUGAGCAGUCAGUAUGAGGACGAAGCUCGGAAAACAUUCCUGAAGAAGUCCUUCAAUGACAAAGAUCAGCAGUUUCUUGAGGAAUUUAUGGUGAGAUUUUUUUGUAUUGGGUAUAAAAAAUAA